AUGAUACGAUUUUACAGGAUGUUUUAUGGUAUUCAAAAUAUAUGGAAAAUCUUUUUCCAAAUUUUAGAGGAGCAAGAAGAAGUAUAUACGAAUAAAAUGUGGCAGCAAUUUUCACCUGAAACACCUCAAUGGCCAACCGCUGAAUUGAUCAUUAUCAGUAUUUUUCCUCUUGUAUUCGUCCUCGUUGGUACAAUUUGUAACGUGUUAUGUAUGAUUGUGCUGUGGUCUAGAAACCAACAAGAUAAUUCCCGUAAUCAUCAGGCAACAUCAACCAACGUUUAUUUAAUUUGUUUAUGUUUCGCUGACACUCUAGGGUUGUAUUCAUUCAAUCUAGAUAAUGCAAUCGGAAAUUUAACUGGUAAAGCUAUAACUGAUCGUUCGUUAGUCACAUGCAAAUUAAUCGAAUUUAUGGGUAACUAUACUAUACAUGUAUCAGUUAUGUAUCUAACGAUGGCAACUGUUGAUCGUACAUCCAUGUUAUGGUCACUUGCAUACAAACGAAAAAUAGCACAACCAAAACAAGCGUGGAAAAUAUGUAUCUUAAUAGCUGGUGUGUUUGUAGUAACAGACUGUUUCUUACUUGCUUUAGGAUACCGAGCAUAUGAUGGCAGUAUUCAGUGUUAUCUUUCAACAAAUGCCGUAUUAACCAAAGUGUUUAAUUUAUUUACAAUAUGGUUUCAUCUAGUCUUCAUGAGUAUGAUAACAUUUGCUAUCAUGAUAAUCUUCACAGUGUUAGCAAUCAUAAAAUUAGUUCGCUUACCACGAGUAAAUGCAGCAUCAUUUUUGCGUAAUAAACGAAUCUCAGUCAUGUUAGGGCUGAUGUGUAUUUCCUACAUUUUAUUGACGUUACCGAACCGUCUCUGUUUCAGUGUAUUAUCUCCGUUAUUGGAAAGCACACCAGGAUCAAAUACAAUAUACGCAUUAUCGAAUCUUCUUACGUCUUUAGCAAGUUCAUUAAAUUUUCUCUAUUUAUCUGUUAGUGUUAAAGGAUUUUGGAGAGACUUAAGAAAUUUAUUUCACCUGAGAAGAUUUGGUUCAAAUACAAUAGGGACAACCACUAGUACAUUAUCUUAA
This is a messenger RNA of Didymodactylos carnosus, 1074 nucleotides long. NCBI's taxonomy places the organism in Eukaryota, Metazoa, Rotifera, Eurotatoria, Philodinida, Philodinidae. The record is from the annotation of a GenBank genome assembly.